Amoebophrya sp. A120 is the source of this 1494-nucleotide messenger RNA. The record is from the annotation of a GenBank genome assembly. Lineage: Eukaryota; Dinophyceae; Syndiniales; Amoebophryaceae.
GCCAAAUUGACACUCUUUGUGAUGCCGGGCGAAAAAUGAACGGACGAACCGAGAUCAGUUUUUCUUGUGCAAAUUGGUUCUUUUCUAUUUUGCUGCAUGUUUCACUUUCACUCUUUUUGUCGUUCGCCACAGGACACUAAGAAGGAGUAUUGAGCAGAGGGCCUACUCAGCUAGAAGAAGCAUUAGGACAGGAAAACUUUCCAGCGCCGACCUUCGUUCCGAUCUUGAUAGAUUUAUUUACACCAAAUUUAUUUCGCCAUCACCUAGUAGAGCCAUUUUUACAGGGACAACUACCUUCUUUGUUUUCUUUUCCCUAUAAGCAACGCACCACGAGCGGCGUUUCAAGACUCCCGAGUUGUAAGGCAUCCCCACCGACCAGCCUGCUGCUCGACCGCGAGCCGCAGCGAAACAGUCGGCGCAUAAGUAGUACCUUUCUACAACUAGCGUGGCGCAACUGCUGCAAAGCCAGGGACCGCUCAAUCAGGGAGCUGACGGCCUUCGCGACACGACGGGAAAAUGGGCGACAGAAGGCCACGCGGCCGGGGCAGAGAGCAUGAUGACGACAGGUAUUUAAUGAUGAUUCUGGUUGGCACAGAAGCAAAAGUGGCACAGACAACUUGUCAAGUUGCGGUUGCAAUGAAAAAGAGUCCCUGUAGUUCUUCUAAGUAGUCGAGUAGUACCUCCAAUUUCAAAAAAAACAAGGUAUACCGGCGAGUCAGGAAAAUUUGAAAGACUCCACGAUGACGACGAUGACGCGUGCAAAUCAAUAGAAGGCUGGGUCAUCGUGAUCAGUGGCAUCCACGAGGAGACACAGGAGGAAGACCUGUACGAAAGGUUCUCCGACUUUGGCAGCAUCAAAAACAUUCACCUAAACCUCGACCGAAAAACGGGGUAUGUGAAAGGUAUUGUAACUAGAAUAUAUUACUUUUUUGAUGCAGGUUUUUGAUUGUAUGUGUGCAUCAGCAUCUACAGCUGCCCGAAACGGCGAGAAGAGUUGUCCUUCUCUACUAGCAUAUUACGUUGACAAACUACUCACUCCCAGGCUACUGCUUUCUCGAGUACCAGGAGAAAGAAGAGGCUAUGGAAGCUAUCAAAAAUGCGCACGGCGACAAGCUCCUCGGCGCCACCAUGACCGUCAGCUGGGCCUUCCAGAAGAAAGACACUGGUGACAAACCAAGGAAAAAAGCAAGGCGACACUAAACUACAGAUUUGCAGUUCUUGGACACACGACCGGCAGAUGCUGCACUGAGACUGAUGUGGCAGGAGCUGUGUGUAGAAGUGAUACAGUAAAAAAAGCCAAAGCGAAAUUUGAGCAAGAGCAAACAAAAGCGUCUUCGGGACGUUUUGCUAGCGUUGAUGGCGCUGUUCUUCUUCUAACAUAAUUUGCCGUGUGCGGUUUCUCUCAAUUAUGCUUCUUUUGCGUCCUUCCAAGAUUGAAGUGUUGUUUUGAAAAUUUUUCUCUUUCCAGCACCUGCUGUCACUUGCGCGCGCCUG